AUGUCAAAUAUUCGUUCUAUGUUGAUGGAACCAAUGAGUCAUAAUUUACACCGACGAGCUCAACAAUCAUUCAUGAUCAAGAAGAUGACUUCGUUCAUAAAAGAUCUUGUUGAUUUAAAGUGCAUAUUCGAUGAGUUUCGUACGAAUUCUUUUCGUUCUGAUAAUGAAUUUGUCAAACAAAAUGAUUUUGAUUGGAACUAUCUUAUAAAUUCUAAUGAAUCUUUUCCAAAAUAUGCUUCAUUAUUUCGUAAUGAUCAAAUGAAAACCAACAACAUUGAGAUUGCUGAACUAACAAUCGACAAAGUCAUUCAACGUGUUGGUUAUUUAAAAGACGAAAAUACUUUUCGAGAAUAUUAUCAAUAA
Messenger RNA from Adineta ricciae, 363 nucleotides. The record is from the annotation of a GenBank genome assembly. Lineage: Eukaryota; Metazoa; Rotifera; Eurotatoria; Adinetida; Adinetidae.